Molecule: messenger RNA, 593 nt
Organism: Drosophila sulfurigaster albostrigata
Lineage: Eukaryota; Metazoa; Arthropoda; Insecta; Diptera; Drosophilidae
Product: E3 SUMO-protein ligase ZBED1-like
Exons: 2
Coding region: 41-577 (178 amino acids)
Molecular function (GO): protein dimerization activity
Source: RefSeq, a predicted model, not a curated record
ACUACAAACUCUUCAAGGAAAAACUUUAAACAAAAUAUUGAUGGAAUCAAUCAAGCAACGUCUUUCCGUAUAUGAGCAGAGAACAGUCUGCAGGAUGGCUACGCUUUUGGAUCCACGGUUCAAAAAAAGUGGAUUUCAACAUAGCUCAAACGCUGAACAAGCAGCAACAUGUUUUGAAAAUGAGCUGGCCAAUUUUCCAGUUAAAGAGACCGCAAGUAAUCAACCCGUAGCACCGGAUUCAAGUAUACAGGAUACUUUGUUCGAUUUUUUGGGUGAGCGUUCCAUGAAUAAUUCUGUAAACUCAAGAGUAGAUGCAAUUUUAACUAAGAGGCAGUAUCUGGAAAGGGCAAUUGUAGGACAAGAUAUCGACCCUCUAUUAUGGAUGAAGGUGAAUCAAACUGAUUUCCCUGCCAUUGGGAGCCUUUUCGCCAAAUAUCUUUGCAUUCCGGCUACGUCCGUGGAGUCUGAAAGAACAUUCAGCAAGGCGGGCCAAAUAAUAUCGGAGAGGCGAACCCGGCUCAAAGAAAAAAAUGUUAACAUUCUUUUGUUUUUAAAUCGCAACUCUUGGCUGAAAUAAAGCAUAUUUUAUUGUA